AUGGCUAUUGUUUUCUAAGUAAAGACGGCUGCUUUCGACACACCGUCUUUGAACUUGGAUAGAGCCAACCCUGGCAGAUGGCCCGUGAUGGAAACGUAACUACUAAAUUAUUAAACGCUCCUCAGCCAAUCGCCAUGUGAUGUUCACUUUGGCCAUAUUGUGUACAAAAUAUGACUUGGAGUUAUCAAGCUGGGUUUCCAACAAGAUGUGGUUAGGAAUACAUGUCGAUUUUUACGAUCGUUUGAUUGUGGACUGAGUAGCCACCGACCGCACUUCAAAAUGUUUAACUUGAAACGGUUCACGCACCGCGGUAAAAGACGGCAGAUAGCGAGCGAGUUCUCGUCUAAAAUCGUCGAGAUUAUUCGCUCACAACAUUUCCACGUCGAGGAAUUGACUGUCAGUAAACACAGGGUGAAUCUUUCGCAAGCUUGUGUGCUACUUUGGAGAGAUUGGUUCACGGGAGAUGUCGACGGCCUUUGGACGAAUUCCUCGCGUUUAGCAGCGGCGUACGCCUGUAUCUUCCUAGAGCUGAUAGCGCUCGGCAAAAUCUCGUGUAAACGUCACGAUGUAUGCGGAAAAACAGCGAUUAAAGUUAAGAUUUUAGAUCGCGAUAUAACAAACUCGUAUCUGGACCAGACUGUGUUCUGUCACAUGUUAAGAUUGGACAAGACGGAGCAAGAAAUGACUUUGGACGAAUACUUGCUUGCGGCCAUGAAAUGGCGGUGUUGCAGACGCAGAAACUGCGCAAGUUUGACGCUGGAAAGUUUGGAUGAUUUGGAGAUACUGAGGAGGGACGGUGAAUGUUGGGGAUUCAAUAGACUGUAUAAAACCGUCGAUCUAGAACCAUAUGCUUUGCUGGAGAAAGAAAUUCGGUCGAUCGCUCUGAAAUCCAAACAGCCCGAUUGCUACAUGAGAAUUCUACUGACGUUAGUGAGCAUUGCGGAUUCUAACACCCCCAAAAGAAAUCAACUUCUUAAGAGAUUUUUCACGAAAAAUGAGUACUUAGGCGCGAUUGAACGCAUACAGACGUUGGCGAAUGGUUGGAAUUUUGAGGCGAAAACUUGACUGAGACCCUCCCGAUUCUGCCGAAUUCGAAUUGAAACGCGUAUUGCCGCUGGCACAAUGCAUAGCAACCGCGUCGCUUGUGUAUAUAUUUUUGUCCCGAUAUUUCGGUGAAUCCUUGAUGGUAUUAACCGAUGAACUCGUUGAAUUCUGGAACGCGAUAACAGUUCAAUAAAAUGCACUGGUCGGGCGAAACCAAGAUGGCGGCGAUCACUGACGUAAUUCUUCCAGAGCGUAAACACUUUAUAUUCAGUCAAUUUUGGGCUAAUUUAGGUUGUUUUGCCGCAAAAUAUCAGCUGUAUCACGUACACUUGAGUUUGUUUUAUUGUAAAAAUUAUUUGUAUUGUAUAUUGAUUAUUUGCUCGCUAUAGUUUACGAGCUAUUGUCCAGAAAAAUCCUAAACACGCGAGAUUUGGGCAAUUUUCAAAUUUGCAGGCUCCACAUUGUUAUGAGCAGAACCGCUGCGCAAAUGCGACUGGAUAUUACCUUUUAUGAUAGGGUACUGUAUUAGAGGUAGAGAAGGUUCUAUUCUUCGCUAAGGACGACGUUGUAUUUUCCGCGACGUACCCGGGUCUUAAAAAUUGUAUAUUAUGUGUCUGCUUCCAAUAUAUUGAUCAAGUAAUUGAAU
Molecule: messenger RNA, 1690 nt
Organism: Dendronephthya gigantea
Lineage: Eukaryota; Metazoa; Cnidaria; Anthozoa; Malacalcyonacea; Nephtheidae
Exons: 3
Coding region: 280-1065 (261 amino acids)
Source: RefSeq, a predicted model, not a curated record